Triticum dicoccoides is the source of this 1614-nucleotide messenger RNA. RefSeq names its product inositol-tetrakisphosphate 1-kinase 4-like. Gene Ontology annotation, molecular function: inositol-3,4,5,6-tetrakisphosphate 1-kinase activity; inositol-1,3,4-trisphosphate 5-kinase activity; ATP binding. Lineage: Eukaryota; Viridiplantae; Streptophyta; Magnoliopsida; Poales; Poaceae. The transcript has a single exon. The coding region runs from base 79 to 1092 and encodes 337 amino acids. The record is from RefSeq and is a predicted model, not a curated record. Gene Ontology annotation, cellular component: cytoplasm. Gene Ontology annotation, biological process: inositol trisphosphate metabolic process.
UGCACAAGCCACUACGACAGCGACCCAAACCCAAACAGGCACGAGGAAUAGUCAGCCAGUCGAGCGAGCGAUCAAGUCAUGGUGGCCGACCACCAGUCCUCCUCCCCCGCCUCCCCGCGGCCGCGGUUCACCAUCGGCUACGCGCUGCCGCCCGGCAAGGCGGGCAGCGUCAUCCAGCCGCCCCUGGAGGCCCUCGCGGCGGAGCGCGGCAUGCGCCUCGUCGCCGUCGACGCCUCGCUCCCGCUGGCCGACCAGGGCCCCUUCGACCUCAUCAUCCACAAGCUCUUCGACCGGCCCUGGCGCGCGCAGCUGGAGGCCUUCUCCGCGCUCCACCCCUCCGUCCCCGUCGUCGACGCCCCCGCCGCCGUCGACCGCCUGCUCGACCGCUUCACCAUGCUCGACGUCGUCCCCGGGCUCGCCGCCGGCCUGGACUUCCCGCUGUCCGUCCCCGCGCAGGUCACCGUGAGCGACGCCGCCGCGCUCGCCGCGGACGACCCCUCCCACGGCCUCCGCUUCCCGCUCAUCGCCAAGCCGCUGGCCGUCGACGGCAGCGCGGGGUCCCACGACCUGUGCCUCGUGUACCGCGCCGAGGGCCUCCGGGGCCUCCACACGCCCGUCGUCCUCCAGGAGUUCGUCAACCACGGCGGCGUGCUCUUCAAGGUCUACGUGGUGGGCGGCCGCGCCGUGUGCGUCCGGCGCAGCAGCCUGCCGGACGUGCCCGCGGCGCGCCUCGCGGACCCCGACGCCGACGCCUCCGUCCCCUUCGCCAACAUCUCCAGCCGCCCCGCGCUGGACAAGGGGGAGGACUCGAUGCCGCCCGCCGCGUUCGUCGACCAGGUCGCGCGCGGGCUCCGCCAAGCGCUGGGGUUGCACCUCCUCAACUUCGACAUGUUCGCGGCGACGGAGCUGGACGACGGCGGCCGGCAGAGAUACUUCCUUGUCGAUAUCAACUACUUUCCGGGGUUCGCCAAGAUGCCGGGCUAUGAGACUGCUCUCACGGAUUUCUUCGCCGAGAUGAUUCAGGUCGGCACAGGCGCCGCCAGCCUCGAGAAGCUCGAAUCUGUGCCCUGCAAUGGCAUAGAUCUCGAGUGAAGUGAACGGGGUGUGCCCGAAGACCCCGUACUGCCGAUAAUAAAAAUUAAGAAAAUGGUGCACACUUUGCCGCGUAUAAGAUAUAUGUAAUGGUACUGUCAAGGAACUGAUUAAGACAUCGAUGAUUGAUGCAACUAUCUACGAAGGUUUCAAAUCUAGGUACUUCAAGUGCAACGGAUAUUCCUCCUCGCAGAAAAAGAAGAAUAUUCCUCCGGAUUUGCCAUUUCUCCGAGAAAUAGUAAAAUCUUAAUCGACUCCAUAACCGAUGGAUUAACGCGAGCCAAAGAUUCCUGCUGCUAUCGGGAGUUCUGUUUCUCUUGGUUUUAGCGGCUGUGUGACGGCGAGCGGUAUGGUGCGACGUGCGAGGACAUCCCAUGUCCUUCGUCUGGCAUUUGUUCGUAGUAGGCUGGCUGAGCUUUCUGUGUGGUAGGCCAUUGUAUCCAUUUCUUUGGACUUUUUGCGAGAGCAUUUCUUUGUCACUUUAGUUAUAGACGAAGUCAACAGAAUUUUAAAUUUGGGUCA